AUGGCUGAGCCCAACCCUCCGGCUGCACCAGCUGCGCCCGCGGCAGCAGCACCACCGAAACCACCGGCGAAACCACCCGUACAAAACCCAGCCCUCCGAAUGAUGGGCCUGCCCGCGCUUCCACGAAAGCUGCCUUCCCGCAAUUGGAUGAUCUUUUGGACCCUCUCCACCACGCUGGCUGCCACCAUAAUCUACGACCGCCGCGAGAAGAAGCGCGCGACCGCCCGAUGGGCCCACGCUGUCGAGCACCUCGCCAAGCGGCCUCUGGCCAACCCGAGCCAGAUGCCACGCAAGGUGACAGUAUACCUCGAAGCUCCUCCAGGAGACGGCCUGCGCGUCGCCCAGGACCACUACAGCGAGUACAUCAAGCCCGUGCUGGCGGCCAGCGGGCUGGACUGGGACUUUGUGCAGGGCCGGCAGCAGGGCGACAUCCGCGCCGCGGUGGCGGAGAGGGUGCGCCGGAAGCGGAGGACCCAAGAGAAGGACGUAGCCGCCAAGGAUGAUGCCGCCGCCGCCUCCGGUGAGCUUGCCACCGAGGAGGACCGGAUCGAUGCCUGGCGCCAGGCGCACGGCGUGCCGCUCUACGACGGCGUACGCGGCGAUAUCGUGGUCGGCCGGCACACGUGGAAGGAGUACACCCGCGGCCUGCACGAGGGCUGGCUCGGCCCGCUGACGGCACCGCCGCACGCGCAGCCCGACCCAGAGCCGGAGACGGAUGAGCCAGACACGGAAAAGGCCAAGCGGCCGCCGCAAAUAAAACCUUACAACUCCCCCGACGACUACGCGACAGCCCACCUGCCCCUUCUGAUACCUUCCGAGUUCGCGCCCUCGGCCCCAAUCUCAUUCCCGCACAUCCUCGGCUUCCUGAACACGCCGAAGCGCUUUGUGCGCUUCCUGACGCGGCGUAAGCUUGCGGACGAGGUCGGACGCGAUGUCGCCGCGGUGUGCCUGGCCGCAUGCCGCGAGUAUCGCGAGGAGGCUGGCGGGGAUGACAGCCCAGACUGUCGAUGGGAGCAGCAAAGGGUCCUAGCGCACGAAGAGAAGGACUGGGUCAAGUCCGUGUGGAAGGCGGACAAGGAGGAGAAGACCACUGCCAAAAAGGACGACGACGCCAGCCCGCUCGCGUCAGGAAGUGAGCUUGUUGAUGGGUCCAAGCCCGCAGCUGCCGCCAAAGAGAAGAUCUGGCCCAGGCCCAUGGUCAUCGACCAGCGGAUCGGUAUGCGGAUGAGGAGAUUCGAGCUGCUGCCCGAGGAUGAGGAGCACGCGAGGGGUAUCGUUGUCCCUGAGGAAGAGGUCGAGGGAUGGACAAAGAGCAAUUUGAGAUCCCUCUGGAGGUGGACUGUGAGCAACUUUCAGAAGGAGGAGCGAAAGGUUCCCACGAGCUUUGAUGAUGAGUAA
Messenger RNA from Diaporthe amygdali, 1398 nucleotides. Its product is annotated as mitochondrial import inner membrane translocase subunit tim-54. Lineage: Eukaryota; Fungi; Ascomycota; Sordariomycetes; Diaporthales; Diaporthaceae. Gene Ontology annotation, biological process: sphingosine biosynthetic process. The coding region runs from base 1 to 1398 and encodes 465 amino acids. Gene Ontology annotation, cellular component: intracellular membrane-bounded organelle; cytoplasm; membrane. The record is from RefSeq and is a predicted model, not a curated record. The transcript has a single exon.